This is a messenger RNA of Rattus norvegicus (Norway rat), 1729 nucleotides long. RefSeq names its product cyclin A1 (gene Ccna1). Gene Ontology annotation, molecular function: protein kinase binding. Lineage: Eukaryota; Metazoa; Chordata; Mammalia; Rodentia; Muridae. The transcript has 9 exons. Bases 274 to 1539 code for a protein of 421 amino acids. Gene Ontology annotation, cellular component: nucleus; microtubule cytoskeleton; cyclin A1-CDK2 complex. The record is from RefSeq and is marked provisional.
CGGGAGGGGUUCGUGUCUGUUGGGGGAACCGGUUCCUGGGGAACAGUCCCUUUCAGGGCGGCCACAGUGGUCAGGCCGCCAUCCGCCCUCCCUGGUGACGCCGACCAAGGGGCGCGAGUGGCGACGUGCUGUGCGUUGCGGUUCGGUGUGCCUGGCACCCCUGGCUUUGCGGCUCAGGAGCCCCGGGCUGCGCGGUUGGCCGCGCCCCGCAGCGCCCCGGGGGCCGAGCAUCAGCGGACAGCGCUGCAGCAGCAGGCUGUGGCUUGCUAGGCAAUGCGUCGCCACAGCUCGAAGAGUGGAGUCGCACUGCCUCCAGUGGGCCAAGGUCCUGAUGCUUGUCAGAUGCUCACCCGAGCUCAGCUUGGCCAGGAUCCCCCACAGAGAACCGUGCUAGGAGUGUUGACUGAAAAUGAGCAGUACAGGAGGGCCUGUGGCCAGGAGAUCGCAACGAUCAGAUGUUUUUCUGGAUCAGAAAAUGUCUUCCCUGCAGCUGGAAAGAAAGUACUCCCUGACAACGGGGUCAGUGAGCCAGCCAAGCAUGGAUUUGAUAUCUACAUGGAUGAUCCUGAACAGGGGGACAGAGACAGCUGCCCAGGGAGAGAGGGCAUAGUGUUUGAGGAUGUGUAUGAAGUAGACACCAGCAUGCUCAAGUCAGAUCUCCACUUCCUGCUGGAUUUCAACACAGUUUCCCCAAUGCUGGUUGACUCCACCGCCCAUGCCCAGUCGGAGGAAGCAACGGAUUUUGGUUCAGAUGUGAUCAACGUAACGGAAUAUGCAGAGGAGAUUCAUCGAUACCUUCGAGAAGCUGAAGUAAGACACAGACCCAAGGCUCACUACAUGAGGAAGCAGCCGGACAUCACGGAGGGCAUGCGCGCCAUCCUGGUGGACUGGCUGGUGGAGGUUGGGGAAGAAUAUAAACUCCGCACAGAGACCCUGUACUUGGCUGUCAACUUCCUGGACAGGUUUCUUUCCUGCAUGUCUGUUCUGAGAGGGAAAUUGCAGCUUGUCGGGACAGCAGCUAUUCUCCUGGCUUCGAAAUACGAAGAGAUAUACCCGCCCGAUGUCGAUGAGUUUGUCUACAUCACUGACGACACGUACACAAAGCGACAGCUACUGAGGAUGGAGCAUCUGCUGCUGAAAGUCCUGGCAUUCGAUCUGACCGUUCCAACCACCAACCAGUUCCUCCUUCAGUACUUAAGGCGGCAAGGGGUGUGCAUCAGGACUGAGAAUUUGGCCAAGUAUGUUGCAGAACUGAGCCUUCUGGAAGCUGACCCAUUCUUGAAGUAUCUUCCUUCCUUGGUAGCAGCAGCAGCUUACUGUCUGGCAAACUAUAUUGUGAACAGACACUUCUGGCCAGAAACACUUGCUGCAUUUACGGGCUAUUCAUUAAAUGAGAUUGUGCCUUGCCUGAGUGAGCUGCAUAAAGCAUGCCUCAGUAUACCCCAUCGACCGCAGCAAGCAAUCAGGGAGAAGUACAAGGCUUCGAAGUACCUGCACGUGUCCCUCAUGGAGCCACCCGUAGUUCUUCCCCUGCAGUGAACGGGUCAGCUCAACAGCCACACCAGCAGGCUUACUCUGACCUGUUACAGUUUUCUGCGGGUCGGGCCAACUAAUGUCAGUUGUAGAUGUCACCUUCAACAUAUGAGUGUUAGGUUCUUUUAGACGUCGGUAGUUUAUAAUUUAUAUAGAUAUAGACAGGUAUUUUAAAAGAAUAAACAACUUGCUGUGU